AUGAAGGCGGCGAGCGGCGCGGGCGCGCGCGUGGCGGGGCCGGCCUCGCUGCGCCCUGGCCGGCCUCUCCGAAGCUCUGCGCGCGCCCCGGAUGCCUGUGCGCGCCGCGCGGUGCGCGCGGCGCCUCGGUUGCGGCGCCCGGACCUGGGCUGCAAGUCGUCGUCCGACCGCGCAGCGGAGCGGGCGAACGGGAUCGCCGAGCCGCGUUCCGGGUUCUCUGCGCUAUGGAAGAAGUACGAGGAGGUCCUCGAGGCGUACCCCAUCCGAACGAAGGCCGUCACGACGACGGUUGGCAUGGGUCUCGGCGACCUUAUCGCGCAAAUCCCACUAGGCGUGUUCGACCCUCUGCGAUUCCUGCGCCAGGCGCUCUUCGGGCUGGUCCUGAGCGGCCCCAUCGGACACUUCUGGUACCUCUGGCUCGAUAAGACGGUGAUGCCCGAGCGGCCGCAGGAGGGCCCCGUCGUGGCCCUGAAGGUCGCCCUGGACCAGUUCCUGUGGAGCCCGGCCUUCACGUGCGUUUUCUACUCUUGGUUUUGUAUCUUCACUGGACAGGCGGACCAGAUCGUCCCCACCAUCCAAAGCAAGCUCCUCCCGACCAUGCUCGCGAACUGGACGCUCUGGCCCAUCGCGCACGUCAUCAACUUCAAGUUCGUGCCGUCGAACCAGAGGAUGCUGUACGUCAACGUCGUGAACGUGCUUUGGAACGUGUACCUGUCGACGGUGGCCAACUCUCCGGACCUCGGCGACGUCGCGCACAAGGUCUGCGUCACCGUCACGCACAACCACUGCCCCUUCUGA
Messenger RNA from Pedinophyceae sp. YPF-701, 798 nucleotides. NCBI's taxonomy places the organism in Eukaryota, Viridiplantae, Chlorophyta, Pedinophyceae. The record is from the annotation of a GenBank genome assembly.